This is a messenger RNA of Nicotiana tabacum (common tobacco), 1221 nucleotides long. The record is from RefSeq and is a predicted model, not a curated record. NCBI's taxonomy places the organism in Eukaryota, Viridiplantae, Streptophyta, Magnoliopsida, Solanales, Solanaceae.
AUGAGGCUGAUGGGAUUUCCAGAAAAAUAUGUAAAUUGGGCGAUGGCAAAUAUAAGCACAAUAUCUUACUCAAUAAUUGUAAAUGGGAAGCCAAUCAAGCCAUUUGAAGCAAAGAGAUGGCUAAGGCAGGAAGAUCCACUUGCACCACUGCUUUUUAUCAUAGCAAUGGAGUACUUGUGUCGAUUACUCAAGCAGCUAGGAAACAACAAAAACUUCAAGUUCCAUCCAAGGUGUGCUAAACUGAAUCUCAUACAGUUAGGAUUUGCUGAUGACCUACUGCUAUUCUGCAAGGGAGAGGAGAAAUCUGUGGUGGAAAUUCAUAAUCAGUUUCAAAGAUUCUCCAAAGCUUCUGGACUAGUAGCAAACACAAGCAAGAGCAGUGUAUACUUUGGUGGAGUUAACAACAGGGUGCAGCAAAGAAUUCUGAGAUUUCUAUGGACUAGGAAUGUUGAACCAACAAGAAAAGCACUGAUUGCUUGGGACAAACUCUAUGUACCUAAAUCAGCAGGGGGACUAAACUUCAUCAACAUAGAGAUAUGGAAUAAAGCAGCUAUUUGUAAGUUGUUAUGGAACAUAUGUAAAAAGAAGGAGAAAAUGUGGGUGCAAUGGGUCCAUACGUAUUAUAUAAAAGGGAACAGUACUUGUGACACAGAGCCUAGGAAUGCAUCCUGGGUAAUACAGAAGUUCUUCAAAGCAAAGGCGCAAUUCCAAGAGGCAGGAUAUUCAGAAGAAGAUGUGAAGCAACUAGAUAGUUUCUCCACCAAACAGAUGUACAAAAGACUACAAGGGGGCUUCCAAAAGGUGCCAUGGAGAGGGCUAGUAAGCAAUAACAAGGGGAUGCCUAAAUGGAUUUUCAUCCUAAGGUUGGCAAUCCUAGAUAGACUAGCUACCAAGGAAAGACUUGCUAGAUGGGGCUUAAUGGAUGAAACAAAACCGUUACAGUGGCAAGGGAUCGUGAGAAUGAAAAAACAAUGGCAUGAAGAAGUACAAUGGGCAGUGGAGAAAGCAGCAGGAAAGAGUGCUGGAGCAGAGUUAUACAGAAUUACUUUGGCUGCAGUUGUUUAUCAUGUCUGGCAAGCUAGGAAUAAGAGUAUAUUUCAAAAGGAAAAAGUCAAUUUUGUGAGUAUAGUGAAAGUGAUAGUGCAGGAGAUUCAUAUACGAGCUCAAAGUUGUAAAAAGCUGGAUACCUACCUAAGUAAUAUGAACUGGUACCCAGUAUAA